AUGAGGCCGAUUUGUUAUGGACCGGAGACCUUACUGUUGGUGGGGUUCUUCUGGACCGCCACGAUCUUGGUCUUCUACUUUGUCAGUGAUGUCGGUAACGAGGGACCCAAGUUUACUGUAAGUUUAGUAUAAGUUGUGAUACGACGAUCUACUUUUGUUUUAUCGGUGAUUUACUGAGUGUUAUAAUAUAUUUUAUGUAUUUUAUUUUGAUAUUUGACUUUCAACGUGUUCUUAUUCCAAUAUUGUUUUAGCCCAGUUCCUACAACUACAUGGCUGACAGUAAACCAGAUGAUAUUGAAUUUAAAUACUUGAAAAUUCUACCAGACAUGGUGGUACAUCAGCCUAAAGAUGAACAAGUAACUUGGAUGGAGUUUGAUAGUGAACGUUUCUUGGCCAAAGGUCGGCUACAAGAAGGUGAAGAUCGUUACGCCAAAAACAAAUUUAAUCAGGCGGCUUCCGAUGCCAUUCCUAUGAAUCGAGAGGUCAUUGAUUCUAGAGAGAAAAGGUAAAUUUCACAUCAUUCUAUACAACAAUGUUACAAUAUCCAGAAGAUUUAGUUUAAAAUUGAAAAAUAGCUAUUUAGUAACCAUUAAAACCGUAUGUUACUUAUAACUUGUCAUAUUAUUGUAGUUGCAAAGCAAUAAACUACUCAACCAGCCUUCCCUCAACCUCUGUAAUUAUAACAUAUCACAAUGAAGCACGAUCUACUUUGUUAAGAACUGUAUAUUCCAUAUUUCUACGAUCUCCAGCAAAGCUACUGAAGGAGAUUAUACUAGUCGAUGACUUUUCUAAUGACACUUCGAUUGGUGUAGAGUUGGCUGAGAUGCGCUGGGUCAAAGUGAUUCAGAAUACGAAACGAGAAGGUCUGAUACGAAGCAGAGUCAAGGGAGCUGCUUUGGCUGAAGGAGAAGUUCUGACCUUCUUGGACUCUCACGUUGAAUGUAACGUCAACUGGCUGGAACCUAUGUUGGCGAGGGUUGUUGAAGUAGGUGCUACACGUAACAUUACUUCUAAUAGUUUUCUGUUAGGAUAAAAAAAUAUUUAAUGUACUGUAAAUAUUAAUGUGCUAGUCUAAUAUAAUUCUUUUUUUCAGAAUCCGAAAGCAGUAGUAGCUCCAGUAAUCGACGUUAUCAGUAUGGAUUCAUUCAACUAUGUCCCAGCUUCGGCCGAUCUUCGAGGCGGCUUUGGCUGGAACCUGGUGUUCAAAUGGGACUUUAUGUCUCGAGAACAACGUAUCUACCGUAAAUCCCACCCUACCGCACCGGUAAAGACCCCUGCCAUGGCUGGUGGUCUUUUUAUGAUUACAAAAAAGUGGUUCGACGAGCUAGGAGCUUACGACCUUCAGAUGGACGUCUGGGGCGGAGAGAAUUUGGAGAUGUCGUUCAGGGUAUGGCAAUGUGGCGGAUCGUUGGAGAUUAUACCGUGCAGUAGAGUGGGACAUGUCUUCCGAAAACAACACCCUUACACCUUCCCUGGAGGUAGUGGUAAUGUGUUCCAGAGAAAUACGAGGAGAGCGGCCGAAGUAUGGUUAGACGACUACAAGAAGUACUAUCUGCUACAGGUACCAGCUGCCAGGACUGUGGAUGUUGGAGAGUAAGAUUUGAAUUCAAAUUUUGUUUUCGGUUUUUAAAAUUAACACUAUGUUAUAAUUGAACUGUAAAAGGUUUUUUAUGGUCCAUUUAAUACAUUAUCCUUCGAAUUGUAUCUAAAAUAUUACUUUUCAGCUUAACGGAACGCAGAAGCAUCCGUGAACAGCUACAGUGCAAAGAUUUCAACUGGUUUUUGAAAAACGUGUAUCCUGAAUUAAAGUAAGGCUUUGAAUAACACAGAUCCUAUAACUUAUUGUAAUCUUAAUAAAAAAUUAUGUCUAAAUUCGAAUUCAGAAUCCCCACAGCGACGAAGCGCUUCUCAAUAGGACAAGGUACCUUUUGUCUGGAUUCGUGGCACAAAGUCCAGGUAGAUGAGAGUCCUCGAGUAGCUCAAUGUCAUUAUAUGGGAGGCAACCAAGAAUGGGUAUACAAAGAAGACAAAGGCCAGCUAGCUCAUGCCAACCAGGUCAUGUGUCUUUCGCUCACUCAAAACGGGUUCUUGAUCAACAAACCUUGCAAAAUUGUAAGUGGGCUACUGUUGGACGAACAGCAAAUUUUAAUCUUUACAACAUUGCUAAACAACAACAAUAUAACGAUCUAACGUUUAGCCAAUGAUUUGUUUCAAAAAUUGAAAAAUAAAAAAACUAGCUAAAAAAACUAAAUUUCAAAUUAAUUUAACCUGUUGCCAAUCUAAAACAACACUUUUCAGCCACAAAAACAGAAAUGGUCGCUGAAUCCUCGGACGGGCCAGAUCUCCAACGCCAAUCGUUGCCUCGCCCUCAUCCCCAAGACUGUCAUAAGUGUUCAAAACGAAAACUUUUCGGUCCAGGGAAUGCCUUGUGAUACUUCUGAUGUGCGACAGAAAUGGACCAUCAAGGAACUGCCUGAGGUUUAA
Bursaphelenchus okinawaensis is the source of this 2484-nucleotide messenger RNA. The record is from the annotation of a GenBank genome assembly. NCBI's taxonomy places the organism in Eukaryota, Metazoa, Nematoda, Chromadorea, Rhabditida, Aphelenchoididae.